AUGCCAGGCGUUCCGAAAGGGCGCGCAUGCGAUGCAUGUCGUAAGCAAAAGAAAAAAUGCGACGAGACACAACCCUCCUGCUCACGCUGCAUUCGCCUUAAUCUGCAAUGCGUGGGAUCAGGAAAACAGCGCUACAAGUUCCAAGAAGAGAAGCGAUGCAAAUCAAGCAUGCAGCCUGACGCUAAAGCUGUAAAACGAAGCUCACAGUCCCCAAGUACAUCAUCCCUGUCCUCGAAUACCUCGCAGUCUCCAAGUUCAUCCCCAGGGGCAAUUACCAAUGCCUCCGAAUUCGUGUUCAAAAUCGUUAUACCCACCAAACCAGAGAAGAUGCAGAUCCGCCUCCCACCAGAGUCUCCAGUCCUAAAUCCAAGUAAUGCUUUAUCGCCCUUAGCAAUCAGAUUUAUUCACACGAUUAGCCGCACUACACACUUCCGGUAUAAUCUUUGGUGGACGUUCGGCACAUUUCUGGAAGACGUGCCACGCCGUUUAGGCACAAAUGAAGCUCUUGAUCGUUCUAUUGAGGCGUUAACAGCUGCACACUCGGGAUUCUGUGGAAUAGAACGUAAUGGGGCGACUGUCGAGGCGUUGACAAAGUACUCUCAGGCUUUGAGGACAUUACGGGUAUACCUUGAUGAUGGAGUUCAUUCGCAGUCCUCUAAUACGUUAUGCGCAGUGAUGGUUCUGUUGGUUUGUCAGGCCUUUCUGGGUCAAACAAGUCAAGCCUGGUCAGGACAUGCAGAAGGAGCAGUUCUAAUACUUAAAGCGCGAAAGAAAUAUGCACCACGCGAUAUGUUUGAAAAGAAACUAUUCCUAUCAUUGCGCGGCACUGUACUCUUCGAAGGUCUACUUAACGACCGAAUAAACCUUACCCCAACAGAAUGGGACGAGCUCGUUAGAAAUGAAUUCGACGCAAACACACCAGAAGGUCGCAUUCUCCAAAAUCUCGCCAAAGGCCCCCAUCUAAUGCCACAAUGUCGCCAAAUCCUCCAAACAGCUUCAGAUCCAACAAACAUCUACAACGAAGCCCGCACACUAUACCAAGACUGCAAACAGGACCUCCAAGAAUUAAGAAGUCGAGCAGUAGAUAACAACGCAUCAAGCAUAGACAUGACAGGUGUUCCAAAGGACAAGGAGAAAUUCGUGACCGAAUUUUUCCACGCCCAUUAUCAGCGCACAUACGGGAUCGGACUUGUUGUGACUUUAUUUUUUAACUGCAUCCUUAAUUCAUUAGAAAAGUAUAUGGCACUAGCGUUUGGGAUGGAUGGUGACUUUACUGUGCAGAUUGAUGCGAAUUAUCUUGCAGAGGAGGUUUUGGCGUUGGCGGAAAGGUCGAUGAUUUACAGGCCUGUCGGCGCUGGGUAUUUGAUCAUUUGUUUGACGGCUGCGUGGGCGGCUACUAGUGAUUCGGUGUUGAAGGGAAAAUUACGGGUUGCGUUGAAUGAUUAUCAUGGGGAUUUUAAAGUUAGGGAUCACUUUCGGAUGAAUCAGGAGUUGGAGUGGACGGCGGAACAUUUGAGGUUGGGGGUUUCUUUUCGGGAUAAUGGGGAGAGAUAUUAUCCUGGUACAUAA
This is a messenger RNA of Penicillium angulare, 1569 nucleotides long. Its product is annotated as Zn(II)2Cys6 transcription factor domain-containing protein. The record is from RefSeq and is a predicted model, not a curated record. Gene Ontology annotation, molecular function: DNA-binding transcription factor activity, RNA polymerase II-specific; zinc ion binding. The transcript is spliced from 3 exons. Bases 1 to 1569 code for a protein of 522 amino acids. Gene Ontology annotation, biological process: regulation of DNA-templated transcription. NCBI's taxonomy places the organism in Eukaryota, Fungi, Ascomycota, Eurotiomycetes, Eurotiales, Aspergillaceae.